AUGUCAUUGAAAGACAAGUUACAGGAUAAUGAUAGUGAAGAUUCGUUGAUUUCACAGUUUGAAACGACUUUGACUAUUAAAUCAACGGCCAACGAGUAUGAUGAUGAUAUAUCAAUGGCUCACUCCACAUUCUAUAAUCAUUCAGUCAAUUAUAAGAAUGAAGAUUUGGAGGAUGAUCCAGAAGCCGUGGAGAGGGAGAUGACCUCUUUCAGAGGUAAGAGACAAAGUAGAUUAAUACCGUAUGAAGCAGUGAAGAUCAAACCUGAAAUUAAACAUGAGAUCAAGGAUAAAGAGAAAGAUAAGGAAAGGAAAAACAGAUCACGCUCCACAUCAAGAUCAAAGUCUAAAUCUCCAAGUCCUCCACCUCCAUCCAUAGCACAGCAUUUAAACGAUCAAUUAAAGAAUUAUGAUAAAGUAUUGAGAUCUAAUUCCUUGAUUGAUAAAUCAUUAAGUAAAUUUACUAGAUCAUUUAAAGAAUUCUUAAAUUCAAAUCCUCAAAUUGAAAAGGAAUCACCAAAAUUUAAACGUGAAACCGAAAAAACAUUAGUCAUUUUAUCACCAUAUUCUGCUGAACAUGCUUUUGGUAGAAGUUGGGUUACAAAAAGUUAUUUAUCAACAAUAUUCGAAAGACCUCAAAGAUUAUUAGCAUCAUGUAUUGGAGUUUCAGCUGCAUUAACCAUGUUUCCAUUUUUCUACAAAAUUGUCAAUAGUACAAAAAGAGGAUCCAUUUUUUCAUCUCAUGUAUUAAAAAUUCAUGGGAAGAAUUGGCCAACCAAAUUAUAUGAACUUUGUUUAGAAAGUCAUGAAAAAUUAACCAAUGAUCAAUUGGAAGUUCCUGAAGAUUGGAAUACUGGUGAUAUUUAUUUAGUUCCCAAAACCAUAAAUGCCAUUGAAGGGGUUAUUGGGGCUAUUGAAACAGGGAUAGAUUCUUUGUAUACUAAAAAUUAUAAUUUAUCAUUUGUAUUGAUAAGACCUCCUGGUCAUCAUAGUCAUGCUUGUUUACCAAGUGGAUUUUGUCUUAUAAAUAACGUUCAAAUCGGUAUAGAAUACGCAUUUGAGAAGUAUGAUGUUAGUCAUGUAGCUAUAUUAGAUAUUGAUUUACAUCACGGUGAUGGAUCACAAGAUAUUUGUUGGGAAAGAGCUGGAUUUGCAGGUGAUUUUGGUAAAGAUGAAACUGAUGAAAUUGAACGUUUAAAUGAUGAAAAGAAUCCAAGAAAUGAGUAUGGGAAAAGAUUUGCUUUAUUUCCAAAAGUUGGAUAUUUUUCAUUACAUGAUAUUAAAUCAUAUCCUACAGAAUUAGGUUAUGCAACCAAAGAAAAUAUUAAAAAUGCUUCAACAUGUAUAAUGGAUCAUGAUUUGAAUAUUUGGAACGUUCAUUUACAAGAAUGGCAAGAUGAAGAAGAUUUCUAUAAAUUAUAUCAAACCAAAUACGUUCAAAUUCUUAAUAGAGUCAAUCAAUUUUUAAAUAAUGCUAAAAAGCAGUAUGAUUCAGAUUUCAAAACUUAUGUCGAAAUGAAACAACAAGAUAGUAGUUUAAAACCUCCUUUACCAUUCAAACCAUUAAUUAUAAUUUCAGCAGGAUUUGAUGCCUCCGAAUAUGAAAAUCCUCAAAUGCAAAGACAUGGAAUCAAUGUUCCUACAUCAUUUUAUGCUAAAUUUACUAAUGAUGUGGUCAAAUUAUCAAAAAUCCAUGACUCAAAGAUCAUGUCAUUCCUUGAAGGAGGAUAUUCAGAUGGUGCAUUAACAACAGGGAUUUUUUCCCAUUUAAUUGGUUUAACUAAUACCAUUUAUGAAGAUCAAGAUAGUAAUUUAUGGAAUAACACUUGGGGUUCCGAACAAGUAAUGAAAGAAUUAACCAAAGGUUGUAAGAAAAACUGGCUUCCUUAUAAACAACCCAAAGCUGAUGUUACAGUUUGGGCCAAUGAAGUUAUUAAAUUAGGUAGAGCUAUGAUGCCAAAUUCCAUAUUACCAAGUAACUAUAUUUAUGAGUAUAAAGAGAAAGAUGAUAAGGACAAAGAAGACAAACUUUUGGAAAAACUCACCGAUGAAAAACAAGUUCGUCAUACAAGAUCAUAUUUCAAAAAGUUACUCGAACAACAGAACCUGCCUAAAUCCCCUAGGUGA
Yamadazyma jaroonii is the source of this 2124-nucleotide messenger RNA. The record is from the annotation of a GenBank genome assembly. Lineage: Eukaryota; Fungi; Ascomycota; Pichiomycetes; Serinales; Debaryomycetaceae.